GGAAGCAAACCUACAGUCACUUCAACUGAUUGGUGCCUCCAGAAGCUAAUGUUCCUGAAGGACCUGGUCCCAUUUAAUCUUCCACUUAUUGCAAAGUUGGUAGAGGCAGUGAUCUCUCUUCCAGUCUCGAAUGCAUGGCCGGAAAGGGGUGCCAGUUCUUUAAAACUGAUGAAGACAAGGCUUCGAAGUAGAAUGAAGAAUGACAUGCUCAACGCUCUGCUACAUAUUCUCAUCAACAGUCCUAAAGUGGGAAGUAAGGAAUUUGAAGGAGUGAUUGAUGCUUCUGUUAGAGCUUGGUUAGCUGCCAAACCACGCCGAAAGUGUCCUCCAAAGUUUGUCAGCACACCACUGGUCGCCAGUUCAAGUGGUAUAAGUGAGAACGUUGUAACGGUAACCAUGCAGGAUGCUGGUGUGCAGACAAAUGAUGACAGCGUCAUUCAGCCAGUUCAACGUACAAUUGCAGAUGAAGUAGAUGAAACCUCAAAAGCAUUGGAGCUACCAGCAGAUGAUGAUGAUGAUUCAGAUUAUGGCUCUGACAUUGAAUUUUCCCAUGACAUAUAG
Porites lobata is the source of this 561-nucleotide messenger RNA. NCBI's taxonomy places the organism in Eukaryota, Metazoa, Cnidaria, Anthozoa, Scleractinia, Poritidae. The record is from the annotation of a GenBank genome assembly.